AUGUCACUAAUAAAGCUUUUCAGCUCUCCCAUCAAAUUAUUCAAAAAGGACGUGAUAAGUUUUCUUCUUAUCAGAAGACAUGAUUUGGGAGUAUUCGAUGAAAAACUCCGCUAUAUAGCUGUAAGGCCAACAGCAUCUGUGUCACAGCUCCGUAGGAAAGUCUGGUACCUGCUCGACCUACCUGACUUCUGCGAGGAGAUUAUCAUACUUAAAAGAAACAAUAGACAGAUACCAUUGACUGAACUUUGUAAAGGUAACGAUCCACAACACCCAUACGUACUAGAAGUAUGGCUGCCUGGGAAACAUAGAUCGUCUUCCACACUUAACAACAUGCUAACUAUGGGCGACAAUAAAACUAUAGCGGAUGACUUCGGAGCGCCGGAAAGCAUUUUUGAGGAGAAAGUGACCCAUGAAUAUAAUGGAAAUAACGAAAAUGAAAAUCACGUCGGUCUGCAGAAAGAAACCGAUUUAAAAGCAUUCCAAUCUAUAAAAAGUCAACAGGAAAUAAGAAAAUUUAUACACACAGAUUAUAAAAAAUCGGAUUUAACUUGCAAGAUAUCUUCAAGUUCAUUAUUCUUUAAAUUAAAUGGACGGAAAAGCCGAGACAAUUUUACCAACAUGCUGCUUAAAAUACAAAGUGAUUUGACAACAUUAAAUACGAAAUUAUCAGAUUUAGAGAACAGAAUACAAUAUUCUUAG
Messenger RNA from Danaus chrysippus (African queen), 699 nucleotides. Lineage: Eukaryota; Metazoa; Arthropoda; Insecta; Lepidoptera; Nymphalidae. The record is from the annotation of a GenBank genome assembly.